AUGGCCAACAUUGCAGAUGUGAUCAUUCUGUCAUCCUCUCCAAAUCCACCACGGUCGCCACCUUUGGGUAAGCAUGAUGCAAAGCCGGUACCUCACGCCUUGCCACGAGGUGCAACGCCACCGCCAAUGGGUUCGACACCCGAUUUAGCUCAACCUCACACGCGUUCCCGUUUUUUUCCCACUCCAAUCGCGAGCACCAAGUGUCCUGAGGACGUGACGAAACCAAAAAAGCGAUCGACAAAGAAGGAUCCUACUUCAAGUACCAGCAAGCAAACUGCACCGAGCAAAUCCCGGCAGAAGGCGAAGAAAGUAGCAGAUGGGCCAGGAACAAUUGUGCCUGGGGACCCUCAGCCAGAGACUGUUGGCACCCAAAAUGUCCAAUUGAAACCGACUAAAGGGCUUCCUCGAAAAAAUGCCAAGAGAAAUGAUGCAGGAAACAUGACGCUGGCUGGGAAAGUUACAAAGACAAGCGGUGACCCACCAGCAAAGAAAUCCAGCAAAGGCGGGAAGAAGACGGUUGCCACAAAAUUAUCUCCUUCGGAGGAUGCUCCCGAGAAAUUAACCCCCAAGCCCAAGGAAUCCAAUGUCUUAGGAACGGGUGAGGUGUUGCAUCUGGACGAGGCAAUGAGAAGAAGGAUGGACUGGACACCACCAAGGGAGACCGCUUACGAAGAAGUCGCUACCGUGAACGAUAGCGGAAGCCAGGAUAAAGACCAUGAUCUGAACCUUACGGGUGGGUUUGGCAAGCUGCUAUCCGAUUAUAAUUACUCUGGAUUGGCUUUAAAUCCCCGCGACCUUGUGCAUAAUGCAAAUGGCGGAGGACCAACAAAGCGUCGACGGAUAGAGCUGGUCAAUCCUGAAAUUCAAGCAUUACUCAAUGGAGGGUACUCUGAUUCAAGUGAUCAGAAAUCUGCCCAAGGAGAGAAUAUGACAUCUUUGAGAAAGCCCAAAAAGACAACCAAGGGCAAACCUAAGAAGUUUACCACCCUGACGGCGCGUAUGACUGCUCAAUAUUCAACAAAUGAUGCAGAAGAGGAUGAACCGGUGAUUGAUUGCCUUCCGGACAUCAGAACGACAAAGGGAAAACGAAGAAAGGCCAAAGAGACAGAGAAACAGUCUUCGUUCACUUUGCUUUCCCCGGGAGCGGCUGUCGAAUUUCUAAAUGAUCAAGAUCUUGUAUUCGGCACGUGCAGUCAAUUGGAAAGAGAUGAUUCGCCGCAGACUCUGCGAGAAACUCAGCAAGCCAUCCAUGUGUCCGAGGGUCUUUCGUAUCCGGGGGGGACGCGCGAUAAGGACUCCAGGGCGAUUCAAGAAUCAUCUACUCGUUCUGUAUCAAGGUUGGCAGGCUCCAGAAAUAUGUGGUGUGUUGGCGCCAGAGACACUGAAGGGUCUUUGAUUCAACCAGAAACACUUAGAGUGGUAGACUUGACAGAUGAGGGAGAGCCUCCUACAAAAAAGACCCAUGAUAACGUGGAACAAGCAAGCCAAAAAUCUCUUCGGAGGGACUGGUUUGAGCUUGAAUUCGCAGACAUAGAUUCACCUCCAGAAAAGAGACCAUCAUCGCUACCAUUGACAGAAAGGAGCUUGGAUUCAGACAUGCAUGUUCAAGUUCCAGUUCCAAUCCCGGCAGCUACAGCUACGGCCAUGGCCAAGGCGAAACCUGCGAAACCUGCCAAGCCUGCAAAGGUAGCAAAUAAAACCCCGAUUGAAGCGGUUGAUGCCCAGCCAACUACCUCGCAAGCGCCCUCAAUGCCACAAUAUACAGGAUUUACAGACGUGGAGUUGUCUAAGCAGAUCUCCACUUAUGGCUUCAAGGCAGUCAGGGGCCGCAAGAAGAUGAUCGAUCUCCUUCAACAAUGUUGGGAAUCGAAACACGGUAGCAAUCCUACUUCUGACAGCCAGCCUAUAUACCAACCCGAGCAACCGAAAGAACUUGCCUCUAAAAUGGACAAUGUCCCCGAACCCGCCUCGGUUGCGAAGGCGAAGGCGACGGUCAAGUCUAAAUCAGGAACAUCUAUAAAAAGCCAAAAUUCACUUGGCGCGACAAAAUCAACUUCUGCCUCGCAAACCAGUCUCCAGACAACCCCAAAGAAAAACUUAAGGAAUCCCAUCACUGGGACUUCUUCGUCAUUCAUUGAUGUAGAAGAGAUUCAAGACUCAGAAGAAGAAAUCAUCCCCUCUCCAAGUCAAGUACAAAAGCACUAUACCGACAUCUAUUCAAAAUCCAAGACAGGCAGCCGGGUGCAACACCACUCCUUGGAUAUCCUCACAAAAAGACCAACAUCAAGCCCGACCAAGCCCAAGGUUGUUUCUAAGAUGUCAGUCAAAAGACCAUCAUCCUCUGCAUCCACCAAAGCCACGCAAACAGCAGAAUCCUCUAAAGAAAUCAGCCUGGCAGAAAUAUCUGCAAAGAUCACCCAGGCUGUUCGCGCCCAGCCUCGGCUCUCACCACUGUCAUCAUCUCGCGGUAGCCGUAGUCGACCGACAUGGCAUGAAAAGAUCCUGAUGUAUGACCCUAUCGUUCUGGAAGAUUUCACAGCAUGGCUCAAUAUCGAAGGGCUUGGACUUGUGGGUGAGGAUCGCGAGGUUGGCACUGCAUCUGUCAGGGAAUGGUGCGAAAGCAAAGGAAUCUGUUGUUGCUGGAAAAAGAAUGCCAGCUGGUAA
Messenger RNA from Penicillium expansum, 2664 nucleotides. RefSeq names its product protein slx4 (gene slx4). NCBI's taxonomy places the organism in Eukaryota, Fungi, Ascomycota, Eurotiomycetes, Eurotiales, Aspergillaceae. Gene Ontology annotation, cellular component: nucleus; Slx1-Slx4 complex. Gene Ontology annotation, biological process: DNA repair; DNA replication. Gene Ontology annotation, molecular function: 5'-flap endonuclease activity. The transcript has a single exon. The record is from RefSeq and is a predicted model, not a curated record. Bases 1 to 2664 code for a protein of 887 amino acids.